Molecule: messenger RNA, 2136 nt
Organism: Cynara cardunculus var. scolymus (artichoke)
Lineage: Eukaryota; Viridiplantae; Streptophyta; Magnoliopsida; Asterales; Asteraceae
Product: glutamyl-tRNA reductase 1, chloroplastic-like
Exons: 3
Coding region: 183-1877 (564 amino acids)
Biological process (GO): tetrapyrrole biosynthetic process
Molecular function (GO): glutamyl-tRNA reductase (NADP+) activity; NADP binding
Source: RefSeq, a predicted model, not a curated record
AAACCCUUACAUAUAUUACUAACUCCAUCAUCGAUUUGGUCAAAUUCGACGCAUUUUACCCAUUCGAUUCCACCAAUUUCACCAAACCCUAACUGACUUUUUAGAUUCAUCCAAUCCCUCAAUUUCCCGAUCCACGAUUUCUUAAAUUUACAGGGUUUCUGGGGAUCUUUUGAUCUUGUAUAAUGGUGGUGGUUUCGAGUGGCUUCGCUAACUCUGUUGUUCUUCCUGAAUCCGAAUCCAGAAGCAUGAUGAUCAAUCUUUCUUCUUCGUCUUCUUCUUCUCAUACGUUUCUCCAUUGUAAUUCGUCUUCCUCUUCUUUGGCUUAUGUUCCUCCUCAGCUUCGGAUAGACUGUAAGCCGGUUGGUGUUAGGAGAUUGAUUUCUGAUACGGGAUUAGUUCGUGUAAACCCUAGAUGCGAGGUAACGUCGGAGCGAAACACCGACGUUGAAUCUCCAUCGCAAUUGAACUCAGCCAGUCUUUCUGCUCUUGAGGCGCUCAAGACAUCGGCUGCUGACAGAUAUACAAAGGAAAGGAGUAGCUUUAUCGUGGUUGGGCUUAGUUUUCAUACAGCACCAGUUGAUAUCCGUGAGAAGCUUUCCAUUCCUGAGGCACAAUUGCCUCAAGCAAUUAGUGAGCUAUGUGCCUUGAACCAUAUAGAAGAAGCUGCUGUUCUUAGUACUUGCAACAGGAUGGAGAUAUAUGUUGUGGCUCUCUCACAGCACCGUGGUGUUAAGGAAGUGACUGAAUGGAUGUCAAAGGUUAGUGGUGUUUCUGUUUCAGAGAUUUCUCGGCACCAAUUCUUGCUGCAUAACAGAGAUGCCACAAAACACCUGUUUGAAGUAUCUGCAGGCCUUGAUUCUCUUGUUCUAGGAGAAGGUCAAAUUCUUUCUCAGGUAAAGCAAGUUGUAAAAAUCUCACAAGGAGUCCCUGGGUUUGAUAGGAAGAUCAGCGGGCUGUUCAAGCAUGCAAUUACAGUAGGGAAGCGGGUCAGAACCGAGACCAAAAUCUCUUCUGGAUCAGUAUCUGUCAGUUCAGCUGCUGUAGAACUUGCACAAAUGAAGAUUCCACAAUCUUCAUAUGAUUCCGUGAGAGUAUUGGUGGUUGGAGCUGGCAAGAUGGGAAAACUAGUGAUUAAACAUUUGAUUUCCAAAGGGUGCAGAAAGAUGGUGGUUGUGAAUAGAACAGAGGAUAAAGUCGCCAUAAUCCGUGAGGAGUAUACGGAUAUUGAGAUUGUUUAUCAACCUUUCUCAGAGUUGAUAUCUUGUGCUUCGGGAUCUGAUGUUAUUUUCACCUGCACGGCUUCUGAAACACCCUUAUUCUUGAAAGAGCAAGUCGAGGCACUUCCUCGUUUGAGUUCACAAAGGAUGUUCAUAGAUAUAUCAGUUCCAAGAAACGUGGAAUCAUCUGUCGCGGACCUUGAGACGGCUCGUGUCUAUAACGUGGAUGACCUCAAGGAAGUUGUGGAAGCUAACAAAGAAGACCGCCUACGAAAAGCAUCAGAAGCCCAAUUGAUCAUAUCAGAAGAAGUCCAAGAAUUUGAAGCUUGGAAAGAUUCGUUAGAAACCGUGCCAACUCUCAAGAAACUCAGGGCAUACGCCGAAAGAAUCAGGGAGAGUGAAUUUGAAAAAUGCAUGGGAAGAAUGGGUAAUGAUUUAUCAAAGAAGCAAAAGGGAGCUAUUUAUGGUCUUAGUAAAGGUAUAGUAAACAAACUUCUUGAGGGUCCAAUGCAGCACCUAAGAUGCGAUGAGACCGAAGGUCGAUCAUUGGAAGAGAUUCUUGAGAAUAUGCAUGCAUUAAACAGGAUCUUUGGACUCGAGACUGAAAUCUCCAUCUUAGAAGAAAAGAUUCGAUCGAAGAUGGAAAAGUCUAAAAAGUAAGAAUUCUUUUGUUGAUAUUUGAGUUUGUUGAUUUGAGCAGGUGGUUGUGAAUUUGAGUGGCUAAUCACUUGAGGAUGCAUUGGCUUUUUGAAAUCUAUGGAUACCAGCAGCAGCAGGGAACAAUUGGGAAAGAGGGUAAUAGGUUUUUCUUUUCAAUUGAGAAAUUGUGUUAUUGGUAACUGAAUGGGUUCAGGAUUACUUGUAGCCACAUACUGAUUUAUACAAUAAUGCCCAAUUUGGGAUUUCUUGAGGAUCAAAA